UGGUAAAUCCUGGUCUUCUGGAUAGCAUUUUAGUGUGUGGGUGGAUGGAUAUUUGAUAUUAUUUGUUCUGGUGAUCAAUCUCUUUCAUUUGGAUUGACUCACAGCAGUCAGUACAAGUACAAGUACGUAUAUACUACGUACACAAGUGGAAUAGGUCCACCAGCAGAAGGGAAUAAUAAACUAUUCUUUAGUCGUCUCGAUACUGACGCCAUCCUGACGCUGCGAUCAUCUUCCUCGUCCUCCUCUGCCCCCCAAGAGCCCUCCAUCUCCUUCUCAAACGUAAAUUACGACCCGAACAAACGGGGAGGAGGCACGCGAAUUCAACUCCGCAUGAUGACCUCUGCGAAUCCUACGUCACCUAAUCACACAAAUAUGAUGACGGGGGACGGGGCUCGUGUCAGCAUUGUGGGUGUCGAUCCUUCCACUUCGCUCGUGCCACCACCCGCAUCAGCCGAAUCGGCCCCCUCCCUCCUCGGCAGGAGGCGACCCACGACCGAGAAGGCGCCCUUACUGUCGCAAAGGAGACUUUUCAACUCCCUCUCCGGCCUUGCGAACGGUCUCAAUGGGUCGUCACCCGAGUCGAGCGGGGGAUAUACAGAGUUUGGCUCGUCUAUUGCCUCGUUGACGCCACCGUCUUCGACGCCGAGGACGUUGGGGACUUUUUCAGGAGUAUUUUGUCCCGUGGCGUUGUCGAUGUUUUCUGCCCUGCUCUUUCUCCGAGUGGGGUUUAUCGUGGGUAAUGCAGGGCUAUAUUUCACCCUGAUCCAAUUUGCAAUAGCGUAUACCAUCCUCCUCUUUACCGUCCUAUCCAUUUGCGCCAUCAGUACGAACGGAGCUGUCGAGGGAGGUGGAGCGUAUUUCAUGAUUUCUCGAACACUCGGACCUGAAUUCGGUGGUGCGAUCGGUGCCCUCUUCAUUUUCGCCAACAUAGUCAGUUCCGCACUUUACAUCGUGGGGUGCGUGGAAGGGAUCGUGGAUAACUUUGGUGUGGGUGGAAGUUUGACUGGAAGCGGGGGUGGACUUCCUACCGACCGAACGAGCAGAUUUUUGUACUGCUCUCUCAUUAACCUUCUCAACCUUGUUGUUUGUUUGGUGGGCAGUUCUCUGUUUGCCAAGACCUCCGUCGCUGUACUGACCGUCGUCGGUGUUUCCGUCCUAUCAGUUAUUGCAUCUUUCUUCCAAGACGAAUUCCCUGUCGAUCUCCCGGAAGGAAACACACUCGCGCGCCACAAUAACAUCACCCACGCCUGGUUUACUGGAUUUAAUGGAACCACCUUUUCAGAAAAUUUGAGCCCCGAAUCUUACGGGAAAGAUUACACGACCGAGAGUGGCGACACAGUCAAUUUUGCGAUCGUAUUUGGUGUUCUGUUCUCUGGAGUUACUGGAAUCAUGGCUGGAGCAAAUAUGAGCGGUGAACUUGUUAAUCCUGGCAAGUCUAUUCCGAAGGGGACCAUUUCCGCUGUGGGAUUUACGUUCUUCGUCUACGUUUUGUUAUCAUUCCUCGCUGCCGCCACCUGCUCCAACUUCCUCCUCCAAAACGACUACAUUUUUAUGAUGGGGAUCAAUCUUUGGCAACCGUUCGUUACAAUCGGCAUCUUAACGGCGACGUUUUCAGCCUCACUUUCUAACUUGAUUGGAGCCUCGCGUGUUUUAGAAGCUGUCGCAAAAGAUGAUAUUUUUGGACCAGUUCUCCGCUUCCUUAACUCUGGAACGACCCGCGGUGGCAACCCAAUCGCGUCCGUCCUCAUGUGUUUCGUCAUUGUCGAAUUGUUCCUCUUGAUCGGAUCGUUAAAUAUCAUCGCCCAAUUGAACUCGGUCCUCUUUUUGUUGUCCUAUUUCGCCAUGAAUUUAGCCUGUUUGGGACUUGAUCUCGCAUCAGCGCCCAAUUUUAGACCCGCAUUCAAAUACUUUUCGGCAAAAACGGCAUUCGUUGGUAUGGUUGGGACUCUGGCCAUGAUGUUUGUCAUCAACGCGAUCUACGCCUCUCUCUCCAUCAUUGCCUGCCUCGUCCUUGUCAUCAUGCUCCAUCUCUUGUCCACGUCACGCUCCGCAUCUAACUGGGGGUCAAUAUCGCAAGCUCUGAUUUUCCAUCAGGUGCGAAAAUAUCUCCUCCUUCUUGACUCGAGGAAAGAUCACGUCAAAUUCUGGAGACCACAGAUGCUUCUUUUAGUUGCAAAUCCUCGCUCUGCCUGUCCCUUAAUUGAUUUCGUCAAUGACUUGAAGAAAAGUGGCUUGUACGUCUUGGGGCACGUAUAUUCUGGCGAAUUUGAUGAAAUGGAAGUCGACCCGGCCACGGAAGAUUAUUCUUCGUGGCUCUCACUGGUCGACCAUCUAAAAGUCAAAGCAUUCAUUGAACUCACCGUAGCGAGAACCUUCCGAGAAGGAAUGCACCAUCUCGUACGAAUUUCUGGAUUGGGUGCUAUGCGUCCAAAUACGAUUGUGCUGGGCUUCCAUGAUGAUACACUCCCAGUUGAUUUCUUCUCCAGUGGGGAGGCCCCUAUUCCAUAUCGGACGGACAAAUUCCCCCCGGCAACAUUCCCCAUGCGGAGGGACGAAGGACAGAGAUUGAGAGAGGAAGAGUAUGUCGAAGUUGUUCGCGAUAUUAUAAAGAUGAACAAGAAUGUCGUGCUGUGUCGAAAUAUGGCUCUGCUGGAUAAAGCGAAGGUGGCUAGAAAGAAGCAUCUCUUUGUUGAUGUAUGGCCAAUCAAUUUCUUUUCGGGCGACGCAAAUUCCCUGAUGGACACUUCGUCACUCUUUCUACUGCAGUUGGCUUGUAUUUUGAACAUGACACCACUCUGGAAAUCGUUAACCCUCCGUGUCUUCCUCCUCUGCACGUCGACCACAACUUCGGCAGAGGCGGCCUCGCGUGAAGCCGAGUUGAGAAGAAUGCUUCAAAUUCUUCGCAUUAAGGCAAGAACGGUGGUCAUUCCGUGGGACAGCGUGCUCGGAAAGCAACUUCCAAGUGGAGUUGGAGCCGCUGGAGAGCCACACCCCGACCUGUUUGACUCUGCACCACAGUGGCCUCUGAAAACGAUACGACCGGACUACAUUAAAGCGGUUAAUGACAUGAUUAAAGAACAGGCAGCCAAUACGGCGGUCAGUUUCCUGUUCCUCCCAGAAAUCCCGAUGGAUAAGAGCGAGUAUAGGUUGUACUUUCACCAUUUGACUUCCCUCUCGGAGGAUGUCGGUCCAAUGGUCUACGUUCACGGGGUAUCUACCGUGACAUCAACGACUAUCUAACAAUUUAACAUUUCCGUGCUGUGAUACGCCUAAAAAUAUUGACCAAAACCAUACAUAUUGAAUUUAAUAUCAGCUAUCUAAUAAUGAAAAUGUGUAACUUAUUAUCAUGAUCAAUUAAUGUAUUAUAAUUUGUAAAUAAAUAAAUAAUUAUGUUGUACUAAA
Folsomia candida is the source of this 3402-nucleotide messenger RNA. RefSeq names its product solute carrier family 12 member 9. Lineage: Eukaryota; Metazoa; Arthropoda; Collembola; Entomobryomorpha; Isotomidae. Bases 331 to 3240 code for a protein of 969 amino acids. Gene Ontology annotation, cellular component: membrane. Gene Ontology annotation, molecular function: potassium:chloride symporter activity. The transcript is spliced from 15 exons. The record is from RefSeq and is a predicted model, not a curated record. Gene Ontology annotation, biological process: chloride transmembrane transport; potassium ion homeostasis; cell volume homeostasis.